This is a messenger RNA of Chironomus riparius, 1994 nucleotides long. The record is from the annotation of a GenBank genome assembly. NCBI's taxonomy places the organism in Eukaryota, Metazoa, Arthropoda, Insecta, Diptera, Chironomidae.
GUCCAUUCAAAUUUCGCGUGUCAGUUCGUGCAACUGAUAGCUAAGGCAGCUAAGAAUCACUGGAUAUCAAGCGUAGCACUUGUCAUCAACGAAAAAGUGUAUAAUAAGCUAGAUAAUAUCAAGUCUGUAUAUAAAUCGCCGAUCAAAAUAGAUAUAAACAAAGCUAGACAAGAUGUCAACAAAAGAAAGUGAUUAUCGUGAAGUCAUAAAAGUAGGAUCCAGGAAGAGUGAGCUUGCACUUAUUCAGACAAGACAUGUAAUCUCCUUGCUGCAAAAGCUUUAUCCAAAUGUGAAAUUUGAGAUUCAUACGAUGACAACAAUGGGUGAUCGAGUUUUGGGCAUUUCAUUGCCUAAAAUUGGUGAAAAAUCUUUAUUUACAAAGGAUUUAGAAGAUGCUCUCGAACAUGGCGGUGUCGAUUUUGUCGUUCACUCUCUUAAAGAUCUUCCAACUCAAUUGCCAACUGGAAUGGCUGUUGGUGCUAUUCUUGAACGUGAUGAUGCACGUGAUGCCUUAGUUUUGAACAACAAGUUUAUUGGAAGUAAAUUAUCAACACUUCCAAAAGGCUCUCUUAUUGGAACUUCAUCUCUUCGUAGAGCAGCUCAACUGUCACGUUACUAUAGCCACCUUAAUAUCUGCGAUAUUCGUGGAAAUUUAAAUACUCGUUUAGCUAAAUUGGAUGCACCAGCAUCGAAAUUUGCGGGAAUUAUUCUAGCUCAUGCUGGUUUGGUAAGAAUGGGAUGGUUAAAGCGUGUUGAUCAAGUUCUUGAACCAUCUGAUUUGUUAUAUGCUGUUGGUCAAGGUGCCUUAGCUGUUGAAUGUCGUGCAAAUGAUACUUUCGUACUGGAUUUAUUGUCAAAAUUAUGUGAUAUUAAGACUCAGUGCCGAAUUUUGGUUGAAAGAAGUUUCUUAAAGACACUCGGUGGUGGUUGUUCUGCACCUGUUGCUGUUAAUACCGUACUAAAUGAAAUUCCUAAUUCAUUAAAUGGUGAAUAUUCAUUAGAUGUUGAUGGUGCUGUUUGGUCGUUAAAUGGCGAUACUGAAAUUAAAAAUAAUAUCUCGUGCAAUUUGAUUUUCGAAGCUGAAAGUCCAAAAUCUGAUCCUGGUCCAGUAAAGCGACAAAAACUUAGUGCUGGUGAGGAUGUUAGUGCUGAAGUCAUUGACGAAAGUCCAUAUAAACUUGAUAUGGAAGAUCUUGUUACAAUUCAUGGAAAAAUGUGUCCAAAAGACGGUGCUGUAAAGAAAUGUCCAGGAGAAUGUGAAUCUAAAUGUGACAGAAAGUUUGACUUGUCUAAAUUUAAGAUUGGACAAGAUUUUAUGGGUCAAUGUCCAAUUUUAAAUACUGAACAAAAAGUGUCAUUCUCAGCUGAUUGCGAACCAAAAGAAGAUGUUCCAUGUACAGCAUGUCCAUUUACUGAAAAAGAGAAACAUGAAAUUCCAGAUGAAGCAUACGAAAAGUGUCCAUUCCUUAAGCAACAACGUGAAAAAGAUGAUAAGCCAGUCGAAAUGAUUGACUACGAAGAGAAGGCAAAGCAAGAUACAUCUGAAAAGAAGUCCUUGAUUGCUGGCAUGAAGGAAGUCACAUUAUACUGCGGAUUAUUCUGCCACACUGAAUCUUUACGUCACAUUUUUGAAAAAUGUGAAAAUCUUGGAAUCGAAUUAGCCCAAAAAUUGAUUGACAAUAAUGCUUUGGAAGUCAUGAAGGUUGCACAAGACGAAAUCCACGCUAAGGCAUGAGAUUAAUUGAAAUAUUGUGAGUGCCUAUUAUAAUAACGAAUUUAAGAAAUUCAAAUGUUUCGCUUUUUCGAAUUUUUGUUAUCUCCAUAUAAUUUUCAAAUUCUUUAAAACCGUUAACUUUAAACAUGAUUUUUAUACUUAUUGAAUUAGGUACUCAAUAUUUUAUGUAGAACAACUACCUCAACCUAUGACAUUUCCACUUUUAUAAUCGAAUCUUUUAACUAUUGUAAAUUUUGACCUUUAAAUGACAAAUAAAAAU